Molecule: messenger RNA, 846 nt
Organism: Gordionus sp. m RMFG-2023
Lineage: Eukaryota; Metazoa; Nematomorpha; Gordioida; Chordodea; Parachordodidae
Product: probable serine/threonine-protein kinase clkA
Exons: 1
Coding region: 1-846 (281 amino acids)
Source: RefSeq, a predicted model, not a curated record
AUGGACGAAAAAUUAACUCUUACACACACUCAAUAUGUUCCUAAAUUUCCCAAGUUAUCAGGAAAAUUAUCUGAGACUUAUCUUAACUUAAUAGAAACAUACUUUGAAGGACAUAUUGAGUCAGACUCAUCUAAAGUUAGGACACUACUAUGCAGCUUACCAAUUGAGAUUGUAGACCAAGUUACGUCGAUAUGUUCUAAAGCACAGUUAAAAGAUUUUAAUAUUGUUUUUGGUAAAUUGAAACUGUUAAUUCCAAGUGAGGACAUUAAUGUAAAUAUAAAGAACUUUAACUUAGCGGUACAAGGUGCCGAGGAGUCUUUCCAUACUUUUUAUUUUAGAAUUUCAAAACUUCAUAAAAAAUGCGAUUUUGAUAACGAUACAAGAAUGAUUGAGAAAUUAAUAACUUGUUCUUUAAAUGAUAAUAUCAGAAGGAAGUUAAAUAAACAUAAGCACGAAGGUUUAGAUAAGAUGAUGAAAUUAGGAGUGGAGUUAGAUGGCAGCAAUAUUAAACCAGACGUUAGCGAUACAAAUUAUGUAGACAAUGAUAAAAAAUUGUAUAAAAAUAAAAAGUUUUACAAUUUAAACAUGGAUAAAAUACCAUGCAAAAGUACUUUUAGUAAUAAUGAGAAUAAUUCUAAUGAUUAUGAACAUAAUAAUUUUAAAGAAAAUAAUUUUAAUUAUAAUGGACGUAACACUCAUAAGGAAAAUUUUGAUUUUAAGAAGAGGAAUUAUAAUGAUUUUAGGCCUAAUAAUAGUGCUAGCCGAAACUAUCAAAACAAUAUUUUUCGAGACAGUGAGGGUAACUCUAGAAAUUUUCGUAAUAACCAAUCUUCGAAUAACAAUUAA